This is a messenger RNA of Diutina rugosa, 456 nucleotides long. It is a transcript of the gene SEC22, whose product is annotated as SNAP receptor. Gene Ontology annotation, biological process: retrograde vesicle-mediated transport, Golgi to endoplasmic reticulum; vesicle fusion with Golgi apparatus; endoplasmic reticulum to Golgi vesicle-mediated transport. Bases 1 to 456 code for a protein of 151 amino acids. Lineage: Eukaryota; Fungi; Ascomycota; Pichiomycetes; Serinales; Debaryomycetaceae. Gene Ontology annotation, molecular function: SNAP receptor activity. The record is from RefSeq and is a predicted model, not a curated record. Gene Ontology annotation, cellular component: endoplasmic reticulum membrane; ER to Golgi transport vesicle membrane; SNARE complex. The transcript has 2 exons.
AUGGUGUUAUCGACUCUGAUCUACCGUUACGACGGGUACCCGCGCAAGUUGGCGUUCUCCUAUCUUAACGAGAUCAGCAACGAGUUCCAGCAGAGUCAUGGCCAGGAUGCGCUUAGUGUGAGCGCUCGUCCCUUCGGUUUUUCUCUGUUUGACAACUUUUUGCUGAAAACGAAGAAGAUAUACCAGGACCAGCGGGUGCAGCUGAACUUGGACCGGUUGAACAACGACUUGACCGACGUCAAGAAGGUGAUGACGAAGAACAUCGAGGACUUGUUGUACCGGGGCGAUUCGCUCGACAAAAUGCUGGACUUGUCGCUGUCGUUGAAGAUGGACUCGGUCAAGUACCGCAAGCGGGCGCAGAGAAUUAACUUCGACGCCAUGAUCAGACAGUACGCGGUGAUUGGCGGUUUGGGGUUGUUCUUCAUGAUCAUCAUCUAUUUCAGAUAUUUGCGUUAA